This is a messenger RNA of Aspergillus pseudotamarii, 1284 nucleotides long. RefSeq lists its product as uncharacterized. Bases 1 to 1284 code for a protein of 427 amino acids. NCBI's taxonomy places the organism in Eukaryota, Fungi, Ascomycota, Eurotiomycetes, Eurotiales, Aspergillaceae. The transcript is spliced from 2 exons. The record is from RefSeq and is a predicted model, not a curated record.
AUGUCCGUUCCCAACCACAAAGAGCCAUGGCUUCGGGGGGCAGAGGAAUUCAGGGGCCAGAGACUGCUCCCCCAUGUCAUCGACUAUCAUGCCCAUGAAGGUCCCAGUCGCGUAUUUAACUCUAUGCCAAGAACGCAAAAUGUUGCGGAUGGCUUUCGAGAUGUCGACAUGAAGACAAUGGCUACCGCGGUCGAUUUCAUGGCUUGGUGGUUAGAUAGUCAUUCCAAGGAUGUCCCUAAAGAGAAGAAAGUUCUAGCAUAUGUCGGAGUAGCAGAUAUCCGAUAUCCUGUUCUUUUUUUUGCAGCAAUCAAAGCUGGAUGGAUGAAGCUGGCUGGUACAAUGGCAUUCAUGGUCAUCCCAACUUUCUCCACGGCCGCUACUGCCGUUUGGGGUCCCUCGACUAUGCCACCCAGCGGUCAGUUAGUGAGCUCUAUUAUGAAUCAGACGACAGUUCGAGCCCUUUAUAUCCCUCCAUCUACUGUCGAGCAAUGGUGGACAUGUGACCCAGAUGCGCGGAAGAAGGCGGAGGGUCUCGACUUUGUGCUUUUUGGUGGCGGACCUCUAGCUCCAAAUGUCGGGCAGAAGCUCAGCGAAUUGACUGACCUUUGUCAAAUGUACGGCUCUAUUGAGAGCGGCCAGAUCCAGAUGCUGGUUCCCCAGCCCGGAGAAUGGCAGUACCUUGAGCCGAAUCCUGCCGAAGAGUGUGAUAUGCAGGAGGUAGAGAAGGACUCCGGUCUUUAUGAGCUGGUGCUGCAUCAGGAUGAUAAAUUCAGUGGGCGGCGCACUCUUUCACAUACCUUCCCGGAUGCGAAGGAAUGGCGCACCAAGGAUCUAUUUACUCCUCAUCCUACAAAGCCAGGCCUGUGGCAGUUCCACUCUCGCACUGACGAUCUCAUCGCGCUAGGGACUAGUGCUAAGGUGUUUCCUGUUCCCAUGGAGACGGCUCUACAAGGAGAUCCUAACAUCGCUGGUGCGCUAGUCGUGGGAAAUGCCCGCCCAGCGGUUGUCCUUAUAACCGAACCAGCGCAGUCUAUGAGCGAUAUCAGCAAAGAGGAAUUUAUUGACAAGAUAUGGCCCUCAGUUGUAGAAGCCAAUGCCGCUACACCCACCCACGGCAAGAUCUCGCGAUCCCGUAUCCUCCUCACGGAUCCUGCUGUUGGUUUUGCAAGAACCCCCAAAGGCACUAUUGCACGCAAGAAGUCCGAGGCUCUUUACACGGCGGCUAUUGAUUCGGUGUUCCGAGACGGCAUGGUCAGCGAUAAUAGCUCGACUAGUGCCUUUUGA